AUGUACGACGACCCGGAUCGACCGCCCGGGCGGCACAGGACAACGGUGGGUGAGAUGCCCUGCCUCGCCGGUCCGCGCCGAACCGCAGCCCGACAUCGAACAGUUCCAACCGGUGGAUUAUUGCUGUGGCUGGGAUUGCUGACGAUGUUUGUCAAGGGAAAUCCCGAAACACGCAGUAACGAGCAGGAACUGAAGCCGAGCUUCGCCAGCCCGAUCGAGAACGUGACAGUUCCUAUAGGUAGAGAGGCGACGCUCAGUUGCAUUGUACAAAAUUUAGGUGCCUACAAGGUCGGCUGGAUGCGGGCCUCCGAUCAGACAGUCCUGGCGCUCCAGGGACGGGUUGUGACGCACAACUCACGCUACAGCGUGACGCAGGAGGAACGUGACGUCUGGCGGCUAAAGAUACGCAAUGUGCGCGAAUCCGACCGGGGUUGCUACAUGUGUCAAAUAAACGUCACGCCGCUCCAGAAACAAGUAGGCUGUGUGGAUGUGCAGCUACCGCCGGAUAUAUCGGACGAACAAUCAUCCUCGGAUAUGACAGUGCGUGAGGGUGGUAAUGCAACGUUUUACUGUCGCGCCACCGGACAUCCAGCACCGAAAGUCACCUGGCGAAGGGACGAUGGAAACUCGCUCUAUCUGCUCCGAAACGGGACCGACCAGCGCAAGGUCGAUCAACAUGUUGGCAUCUUCCUGAACCUGACCCACGUCAGUCGGAAACAGAUGGGUGCAUAUUUGUGUAUCGCUUCCAACGAAGUCCCGCCAGCCGUUAGCAAGCGCGUCUACCUCAACGUUCACUUUCCACCAAACGUGACGACGGCGAAAACGCUGCUCGGGGCGUACGAGGAAUCGGACGUGGAGUUGGAGUGUGAAGUGGAAUCGUUUCCCCGCUCGGUCAACUACUGGACGAAGGUAGCGAAGGGAGGGCGCAACCCUAGCGGCGGCCCGAGCUCGUCCAGUGCGGAAAGCUUCAACCAUCACCAGCAGGAGGUGAUGCUGAACGGUGAUCGGUACGAAAUUCGGGAGCAAUAUUUUGGCAGCCUGUACUCGGCGAAGAUGACGCUCCGGAUUCGCAGCUUCUCCAUGGCCGACGCUGGCAGCUACAUGUGCAUAUCAUCGAACGCCUUCGGCAAGACCAACCGAACGAUUCGGCUGUACGAGAUUAAAAGACCGACGACCACCACCACCACCACGACGACAACGACCACCACGACUACGACGACUACAACGACUACCACCACUACACCUGCACCGCCACCUCCUACGCCGCCGCGCCGAAGAACUACACUAAUGGGCCCAAGGCCACCGUACGACACAACGCCCUAUCCUCCGACAGGAUUCAUCAUCGAGUACAUCACCUACUCGCCGGGCUACGUCGAGUACGGGGCGAACGGUGAGACCUACAUCAACUAUCCGCAUCUGACGGCCUACUCGAAAUCGUCCUCCUCGUCCUCCUCUUCCUCCUCAGCGAACCCGCACGGAUCAGCGGCGGCUUCGUCAGCGGCUUCGCCACCCUCCACGGUCGCGCUGCUCGGUGGCCGUUGGACCGCCGGCACGCUAGGCGGUACGCUCCGUCCCCUGUCCGGGCUGGAGGAUAGAUUUAUGAGCAUUUUGAUCGUGACAGCCCUGUCCUGUGUGUCCUUUUUUCGCUACUUUCAAAUCUAUCUGCCCUGGAUUACACUUUUUCUGCUGCUCGUACUGAUCGGUCGCAAGCCGAAGGAGAAAAUCUCGCCCGAUCUCGUCUUCCACCAUGCGCCGUGUGCGCUGUGA
Messenger RNA from Anopheles marshallii, 1767 nucleotides. RefSeq names its product lachesin-like. Lineage: Eukaryota; Metazoa; Arthropoda; Insecta; Diptera; Culicidae. The transcript is spliced from 8 exons. The coding region runs from base 1 to 1767 and encodes 588 amino acids. Gene Ontology annotation, cellular component: neuron projection. The record is from RefSeq and is a predicted model, not a curated record.